CAAUAUCCAACCGCCCAGAUUCAUCCACUGCUUGUGCUUAUCACUCCCCUCUGCUCCACUGCACUGUCUUCCCCUCCCUUGCUCACCAUUUCUCUCUCUGAAAAUGGCCCAAGGCAUAAUCAAUUAUGCUCGCUUUACAGUUCGACUCUGAUCUCUACCUGUUUGAGUAAACUCCAAACAAGUUUUUCAAAGUCCAUACUCUUGCACACCCGAAACAGUUCUCUUGCUCUUUUUUCAUUACUGCUAAAGUUUGAGCUUGGGUUUUGUGAUCUUCAGCACAAAAGUAACAUCCUUUCGAUUUUUUCUUUUUUUUUUUGCGAGAAAUCGAUUUGAUUCUCAGCAAUAUAGAACUGAUUCUCAGCUCAAAGUUACAAUCUUUUAGCAGUUUCGGUCUGCCUAUUUCACUCAUGUGAUGGUCACCGAUACUUAUUCAAAGAUGGCGCCCGAUGUUUCAGUGAGAUCAGUGCUCAAAAACAACGAUUAUGACGAGGAUUUGGGGGUGUUGAUGAGGGAGCAAAGACGGCAACAGGAGGAGUUCACAGACAGAGAGAAGGAACUCGGUAUGUACCGAAGUGGGUCGGCCCCACCAACCGUCGAGGGCUCGCUGAGCGCAGUGGGGGGAUUAUUCGAUGCCUCGGUGGUAGUGGGUUUCAAGAAAAACAGUGGGCAAGGGCCGGUGAGCGAGGAUGAACUUCGGGCUGACCCCAUGUACGUAAAUUAUUACCAUUCGAAUGUGAAUCUGAACCCGCGGCUGCCGCCGCCGCUGCUGUCGAAGGAGGAGAGGCGGUUUGCACAUCGGUUGAGUGACGGCGGCGCGGGCCCGGCGGUGGGAGGAAUCGGUGAUAGGAGGAGAGUGAGUAGAGGUAGCGAAGAGAGUAGGAACGGGGAUGGGAAUCGGUCGCUAUUUUCGGUGCAGCCAGGGUAUGGUAGAAAGGAGGAGAAUGGGAAGGGUACGGCGGAGUGGGCUGGCGAUGGGUUAAUUGGCUUGCCUGGUUUGGGGCUAGGGAGCGGGCAGAAGAGUAUUGCAGAGAUCAUUCAGGAGGAUAUAUAUACAUCAUCUGUCUCUAGGCACCCAUCUCGCCCUGGCAGCCGAAAUGCAUUUGAUAAUGGUGUUGAGACUUCAGAAUCCCAUUUUGCUCAUUUGCACCAUGAAUUGGCGUCUAUGGAUGCUUUGCAUUCUGGUGGGCACAAGCAAGGGAUUUCAGGGUCACAAAAUGUUGGUGCAUCAGCUUCUCAUACAUAUGCUUCUGCCUUAGGUGCCUCCUUGUCGAGGAGCAGCACACCUGACCCUCAACUUGUGGCUAGGGCACCAAGUCCUCGCAUUCCACCUGUCGGAGGAGGGAGGGCUAGCUCAUUGGAUAAAAGAAGUUUUAGUGGAUCAGACUCAUUCAAUGGUGUCUCACCUGGUUUCAAUGACUCUACUGAUCUGGUUGCUACUUUGUCAGGAAUGAACCUGUCGGCAAAUGGUUUGGGAGACAAUUCAAGGUCAGAACUGCAACAUGAAAGUGAUGCUCACCAUGACCUAUUCAAUUUGGAGGGCGAGAAGGAUCAUAUAAAGCAACAUUCAUACUUAAACAAGUCUGAAUCUGCGCAUUUUCAUCUGGGCCCCCAUUCAGCUAAAGGAUCAUAUCCGAACAUGGGUAAUAGCAGUGGGGUUGGGAUGGAUCUGAACAAUUUAUUGAAGGCUGAUAAGAAAAUAGAACUCCAUAAACAUGUUGUAUCAUCCGCUAACUCUUACUUGAAAGGACCAUCUACACCAACUUUCAAUGGCCGAGGAAGCUCACCUUCUCACAAUCAGAAUUCGGAAAAUAUGAAUUCCCCAUUUCAAAACUAUGGCUUGAGUGGGUAUACCAUUAAUCCUUCAUCACCAUCGAUGAUGGCUAGCCAGCUUGGGAUUGCUAAUUUGCCACCAUUAUUUGAAAAUGCUACUGCUGCAUCUGCAUUGGGCCUUAGUGGCAUGGACUCUAGAGUAUUCGGAGGUCUUUCUUUAGGACCAAAUUUGUUGGCAGCAGCAGAUUUGCAGAAUAUUAGCAGAUUGACAAAUCACACCGCUGGAAGUGCCCUUCAGGUGCCACUGAUGGACCCGUUGUAUCUUCAGUACUUGAGAUCAAACGAGUAUGCUGCUGCGCAGGUUGCUGCCCUUAAUGACACAGCAAUGGAUAGAGAAUGUAUGGGUAAUUCAUACCUGAAUAUAAUCGAAGCCAAGAAAGCUUAUCUGGGGGCAUUGCUUUCACCUCAGAAGUCACACUUAGGUGUUCCCUACCUUGGUAAAUCUGCUGGCUUGAAUCAUGGUUAUUACGGAAAUCCAGCAUUAGGUCUUGGGAUGUCAUAUGCUGGAAGCCCAUUGGCUGGUCCUCUUCUUCCCGGCUCCCCUAUUGGAUCAGGCAGUCCUGUCCGGCACAGUGAGCGAAACAUGCGUUUUCCUGGCAUGAGGAAUUUAGCUGGGGGUGUCAUGGGUGCUUGGCAGUCAGAAGUCGGCGGUGACUUGGAUGAAACUCUUGCAGCCACUUUACUAGAUGAGUUUAAGAGCAAUAAAACUAAAUCUUUUGAACUUUCAGAAAUUGCAGGAAAUGUUGUUGAGUUCAGUGCCGAUCAGUAUGGUAGUCGAUUUAUUCAACAGAAACUUGAAACUGCCACUGCAGAAGAGAAAAACAUGGUUUUUGAUGAAAUUAUGCCCCAAGCACUUUCAUUAAUGACUGAUGUCUUUGGUAAUUAUGUGAUUCAGAAGUUUUUUGAGCAUGGGACCACGUCCCAAAUAAGAGAACUGGCUGACCAGCUCAAUGGUCACGUGCUGACCCUUAGCCUUCAAAUGUAUGGUUGCCGAGUUAUCCAGAAGGCUAUAGAAGUUGUUGAUCUGGAUCAGCAGACUAAAAUGGUCAAGGAGCUGGAUGGUCAUGUUAUGCGUUGUGUACGCGAUCAAAAUGGGAACCAUGUCAUCCAGAAGUGUAUUGAAUGCAUACCUGAAGAUGCCAUCCAGUUUAUUGUUUCAACAUUUUAUGAUCAAGUUGUGACUCUUUCUACUCAUCCAUAUGGCUGUCGUGUCAUACAGAGAAUCCUGGAGCAUUGCGAUGAUGCUAAAACACAGCAAAUAAUGAUGGAUGAGGUUUUGAGGUCUGUUAUCAUGUUGGCUCAAGACCAAUAUGGGAAUUACGUUGUACAGCAUGUGCUGGAGCAUGGCAAGCCACAUGAACGUUCGGCUAUCAUAAAUAAAUUAACUGGUCAGAUUGUCCAAAUGAGCCAGCAGAAAUUUGCCUCCAAUGUUAUCGAAAAAUGUUUAAGCUUUGGAACUCAAACAGAACGCCAGACGCUUGUUAAUGAGAUGCUUGGUUCUACUGAUGAAAAUGAGCCCCUCCAGGUGAUGAUGAAAGAUCAGUUUGCAAAUUAUGUUGUACAGAAAGUGUUGGAAACUUGUGAUGACCAGCAACUUGAACUGAUACUUAACCGAAUAAAGGUCCAUCUGAAUGCUCUUAAGAAGUAUACAUAUGGGAAGCAUAUAGUUGCGCGUGUGGAGAAACUUGUUGCAGCUGGAGAGAGGAGGAUUAGCAUUAUGAAUCCGCAUCCUGCUCAGAUGGCAUAGGAAACAGAGUUCUUGUACAGCUAACUGAGGAUAGUAUGAGCACCCUCGCUAUUUCAUUUUCAUCUUAUAUCUACUAGUGGCUCGUUCUAUCUUUUCAUAUAGAUAGGAGCCGAUUGAAAAUAAAAAUUGGUGCUUGUACUUAAAACUGUACAUUGUUAGUUUGAGGAUAUACCUAGAAACGGGCAAGUUGAGCGCCCCCCCCCCCCCUCCCCCCGCACGGUGGUGAACGUACCUGAUGCCCGCUGCAGAGAAGAUAAAAAUUAGUGUACGAGUUUUUAACGUGUAAAAAGGGAUGAGAGAGCGGAUUUGGAGCCGCUACUGUACAAAAUAUUACCAGAAAUUUUCUGAAGUAUGGAAUUUGAUUCUUGUCUUU
Juglans microcarpa x Juglans regia is the source of this 3950-nucleotide messenger RNA. RefSeq names its product pumilio homolog 1-like. The record is from RefSeq and is a predicted model, not a curated record. Bases 413 to 3577 code for a protein of 1054 amino acids. Lineage: Eukaryota; Viridiplantae; Streptophyta; Magnoliopsida; Fagales; Juglandaceae. Gene Ontology annotation, molecular function: mRNA binding. Gene Ontology annotation, biological process: post-transcriptional regulation of gene expression. The transcript has 9 exons. Gene Ontology annotation, cellular component: cytoplasm.